AUGUCGACCGAAGCCGCUGCCAACGACGUCGCGUCGGACGUCAAGGUCGAGAUCGAGCCCGAGGGGGCCAAGCCGACAGAGGCCGCCACGCUCGACGUCAAGGUCGAGAUCCAGCCCGAGACGACCAAGCCGACAGACGCCAAGGCAAGCAAGAGCGACCAAAAGGUCGCACCGACCAAGGACUACCGCGCGCCGGAUGCGCGUCCCGACUACCACGUCGUGUGCUGCGAGAAUUCGUGGGGCGACAUCUUCUUCAUUCCGUUCCAGACAAUUCUGCUCUACGGCUUUAUGAUUGGGUACUCGAUCCUCAUCGUCCAAGGCACGUACAUGUCGACCAUCUCCCAAGCGGCGCUGUGGAUUUACUUUUUCGCAUGGGCGGCGGGCGUUGUGUACCUCAGCGUGACGAUUGCGACGGCCGACUGGGAAACGAGCCUCAAGUCGAAGCUUGCAACCAAGAUGGCGGCCGAAGAAGGCGCUGCCAUCGAGUAG
This is a messenger RNA of Saprolegnia diclina VS20, 489 nucleotides long. RefSeq lists its product as hypothetical. The record is from RefSeq and is a predicted model, not a curated record. The transcript has a single exon. The coding region runs from base 1 to 489 and encodes 162 amino acids. Lineage: Eukaryota; Oomycota; Saprolegniomycetes; Saprolegniales; Saprolegniaceae.